AUGGAAGAAGACAUGGAUACUUAUCACCGUUUCACACGUAAUGUUCGACUGACAAAUAUUGAGUUUUGUGGAGGCACAGAGUGCUCACCAAGUGCGAAGAUCAGAUAUCAUAUGGAACAUGCUGCUGCCCUAAUGAUCUAUUUGAACUUGAGACCAAUCUUCUUGAUCUCUUUAUUUGCCCAACAUGUGUUCCAAGUGUUCCCUCCGACUACAACUUCUUCUUUUUCUCUGGAAAAGGGAGAAAAUUGGGAAGUUAUAGAAAUGGAAAGAACUCACUGUCUCUGUGACAAUCCGUACAACAUUGAUCGUAAUCCUGGUUCCGCAUCCCGCACACUCUUCGACUUCCUCGCCUGA
Caenorhabditis remanei is the source of this 354-nucleotide messenger RNA. RefSeq lists its product as uncharacterized. Lineage: Eukaryota; Metazoa; Nematoda; Chromadorea; Rhabditida; Rhabditidae. The coding region runs from base 1 to 354 and encodes 117 amino acids. The transcript is spliced from 3 exons. The record is from RefSeq and is a predicted model, not a curated record.